UAACUCAUUUACUUCACUAUUUAAUCUUAAAUAUAUUAUUUACAAAAGGUAAUAGAAUUGAUGAAUAUGACAGGCUUUUCAUUACACAGCAUUCGCCAUAUCGGGAACGCUGCUGCCGUUACUUUGCUCACAAUCUUUGUAAACAGUUAUCAGCAUUGUUCGGUAUAGCUGAUUAUGGGACUGAUAGUCGAGAUAAAUGCAGCGACGAUUGCGCUGUAGUAUCAGGAUGGUUUGGCCUAGCAAACGAUUUGAAAUGCUGUUAUCAAAAGAAGAGAUCAGGUGGAUCUAUAUUUGUCAUCGUUUUUUGCAUCCAAGCAUUAUAUACAUAGGAUUGGUAUUCAUGUGGGCCCGUUGCAGGGGGAAGGAGUUGUGUACGAUCAUGUUGAGUAUUAUAAACAUCUUUUUUCUUGGAUGCCUGAACGAUGGUAGUAUCAGCUUUGUCGGUUUUAUCGGCAAGAGCGGGUAUCGUUUGGCUUUCUGAUGAUUGGCCUUGCGUGCUGAUUUUCUUUCGUUUACGUUGCAUCGAAGCAUUGAUGACUGUCUUCGUCUGUUUAUAUGAUCUUUCUUUCGGAGUCAUCCAGUUCUUUUGUAAAAGCACCAAG
Messenger RNA from Umbelopsis ramanniana AG, 602 nucleotides. RefSeq lists its product as uncharacterized. The transcript has 2 exons. The record is from RefSeq and is a predicted model, not a curated record. Lineage: Eukaryota; Fungi; Mucoromycota; Umbelopsidomycetes; Umbelopsidales; Umbelopsidaceae. The coding region runs from base 197 to 481 and encodes 94 amino acids.